AUGUACCGCAUUGUCCGGCAUGACCAUGAAAUGGUAGACACAUGGAAGGCGGGAGGAUCGCGAUGCAUCGGGGAGAAAGGGAGGGAGGAGGGGUCUUACACGUGGACCGGAGGCGGCUCUGCGGAGGGUACAGGCCGAAAUGGCAGGAUUGCUGUGUCACGGCGGACAAGGCGGUCGCCAGAAGUGUAUCGCGGCCUGCUGUUUUGGGAGUCGGCAGGUGCGCAGGGACUGGGGCAGUGGGUAGCAAUGACAUCAGCGUGUGUAAGAGAUAGCGAGGGCCCGGGUCAGGCGGCGGCGGGAAAAGGGGACUUUUGGCUGGGCCCUGCAUGGCGUGUAAGAGAGUUGGAAAAGGACCGGAUGCCUGCUGGAAGGGCUGUGGUGCAAAAGCAACGGGGAGGGGCUAGGGUGUGA
Messenger RNA from Bipolaris zeicola 26-R-13, 411 nucleotides. RefSeq lists its product as uncharacterized. The coding region runs from base 1 to 411 and encodes 136 amino acids. The record is from RefSeq and is a predicted model, not a curated record. The transcript has 3 exons. Lineage: Eukaryota; Fungi; Ascomycota; Dothideomycetes; Pleosporales; Pleosporaceae.